Molecule: messenger RNA, 1899 nt
Organism: Solanum pennellii
Lineage: Eukaryota; Viridiplantae; Streptophyta; Magnoliopsida; Solanales; Solanaceae
Product: F-box protein SKIP23-like
Exons: 2
Coding region: 173-1474 (433 amino acids)
Molecular function (GO): protein binding
Source: RefSeq, a predicted model, not a curated record
AUAGAAAAAGUAUAGUUGAGCUGUGUACUCCAAAAGUUUCAUGUCUCUAUUCCAUUUUCAUCUCAACCAAUAGGUAGUUGCUUCAGUACUGUCAUGGAAUAUAAUAUAUGAUUAAAGAUAUCUCCAAGUAGUGUGUGAUAUUCAAGUCCAUUACUAUUAAACUGCAAUUUUGAUGAAGAUGAAAGAGAAGAAGAUGAAGAAGCUGUAUUCUUGGCCCAUAUGGGCUGAUCUUCCUGAAGAACUACUUGUUAAGAUCAGCAAGUGCCUCAAAUAUUCAUUUCAAGUUGGUCAUUUUCGUGCUGUUUGUACCUCUUGGAGAUCCGCAGUUCCAUUAUUUCCCCUUCAUAAAAGACUCUCAAUUGUCCCUAAAUACAUUGGCAGUAAAAAGCCUCAAAGUAAAUGCAUGAAUAGGUUAGUUUUCCGGCUUGAUCUUCAACAACUUCCACCUUCAUCACCGUCACCCACCAGUUAUUUGAUAGCUGUGGCGGAACAAUUCAACGGAGACGGCCAAAGCCAACUCCACCUAUUGAACCCUGUCACUGGAAGUCCUAUUCCUAUCUCCUCAAACUUGUUGUUUCCAAGAGAGAUUAAUUUGAACAAAUUUCGCGUUUCUAUACUGCAUAAAUCUUCCUUGAUGUUUCAUCCACACACAAAUCGCUAUCUUAUUGGUAAAGUUGUUUAUCUUUCCACCCUCCGACAAUCCUCUGACGGACGUAUUCCGAAAGCAGCUGCUGUUCUUGGAAGUGGAAAAGUGUCUUUGUUUACAAUUAAUACAAGAGAGAGAGUUAUCUUAAAUUAUUUGAUAGAUAGUCUUGUUAGAGACCAUAACCUGAAAAAGCCUUUUUAUCAUGAUGUGGUGAAGUAUAAGGAGAAAUGGUUUGCUAUUGAUCAAUAUGGGCGAGGAGUUAUGGUGGAUUCUUAUUCCAAAGUGAGUCUAGUUACAAAUCCUCUGUUUCAUCCAAACAGGAACGGUUACUUUCGUAAGCACCGAUCAUACUUGGUGAAAUCUUCAGGGGAUGCAGAUCUAUUUCUAGUGGACAGGUACUUGGACAAACUAUCUGAGCAAACAAAUUACGCUGAACAACAUGCUGCAACCUCUGAUGAUGAUGCAAAGCAACCAGAUUACGAUAUGGCAGUUAGAUUCAGAGUGUAUAAAUUUGAGGAAGAGGAACAUUAUUGGAAGGAAGUUACAAACUUGAAUGACCAAGUCAUAUUUGUUGGAGAUGAUGCAUCGUAUUGGUCCUACUGUGUGUCUGCUAAAGAUUUUCCAGGGUGCAGAGGAAAUUUAAUUUACUUCAUAGAUCAAUUCAGGAAAGCUGGGGAUGGAGAUCUCCAUGAUUUUUGGGAUGCGCUAAAACAUGAAAAUGACUAUUCACUUGGGGGAUUUGACAUGGAGAACGCGUUUAUUGGGCCAAUGGCAUGUUUCCCCGGUUACACUGAUUUUUUCUGGCCACCUCCUAGCUGGCUCAGCUGAGAUUUUCUCUCCAAUGACAUGGUUGAUUCUGCAUAGAAGAAGGAAGUGGGUUUGCCAUUGGAAGUCCCAAUAACAUACUGUUAGACACGUAAACUACUUGAUCUAACUACGUGCAGAUAUGUCAAGGACUUGGGCAUUGGUCUUGACAUGAAUGAGGGCAAAACAGUGCAACACAGGUUCAAGGUGCUUGGGUGUUGGCAAGGCAACUUGAACAUGCAAGGCUUACGUGCGGGCUAGAGUCAUCGGCAAGGCAGCGUGUUGGCUUGACAAGGCAAAACUGUGAAGACUUGAUGAUGGCAAGAACAAAGGCAUUUCACGUGAAUUGCUGAAAUAAAACUAAGUGUUGGAGGGCAGCUAAAAUAUUCUAAGUGUUGGAAGCUGACUGAAAUAUUCUAAGUGUUAGAAUGUAGCCUGAAAUAUUCUAA